Molecule: messenger RNA, 4912 nt
Organism: Photinus pyralis (common eastern firefly)
Lineage: Eukaryota; Metazoa; Arthropoda; Insecta; Coleoptera; Lampyridae
Gene: Tdg
Exons: 5
Coding region: 218-2458 (746 amino acids)
Biological process (GO): base-excision repair, AP site formation
Cellular component (GO): nucleus
Molecular function (GO): DNA binding; mismatch base pair DNA N-glycosylase activity
Source: RefSeq, a predicted model, not a curated record
AGCUGAAAGUAAGACUUCUACAAAAAUACAGUCAGAUAACAUUCUAUUGAUUUUUCUGAAACGUUCAUUGAACCAAUCACAGAGUAGUGACUAUUUUUAAAGGGUGAGGUUGUUGUCGGGUUUUUAUAAAAGUAAGUGCGGAUGUACAAGUAAAGUGUGUGCACUUGUUCUUUUUCCGAGCCAGCGCUAGCUCGCUGUGGCUACCCACGGUCUUCAAAUGCAGGUGGCUACCCUAUUCCGUGAAUCCACCACACUUCUUGGGGCAACUAUGGAGGCGGGCGGUGGCGGAGCCAGUACACCUGACUCAGCUGCCUCCGUCUUAGGACCCGGACCGUUGGCGUACGGAAAUUUCCCUCAUCCGGUCUCUAUCGCGAAUAAAUACAAAUUAAAUAUGAAACUGGAACCGCACGAUGAUGGCUACGAGACAAGCGCAGAUAUGUUACUUUCGAACACCGGCAAUCCGAAUCACGAGAUAAAAUGCGAAAAACUCGAGGACCCGUACAGUUUCAUUGACGACGACCCGAUGCCCAUGCUACCUACGCCCCAAGGACCGAUAAAUUAUAUGACUACACCGCAACCGACAAAUCAACUCAUCAUCGGGCCUAAAAAGCGAGGAAGGAAAAAGAAAAUUAAAACGGAAGAUUUCUUUCCAUUCAGGGUUGACGCGAAUAUGGGAGUGAAUGGUGGUUUACCUAGGCCUAUUAAGGAAAGGAAAAAGCACGAUAGGUUUAAUGGAAUGCCCGAGGAGGAGGUCUCGAAACGAACGUUACCCGACCAUCUCGCCGCUAAUUUAGACAUCAUCAUUAUUGGAAUCAAUCCGGGUUUAUUUGCUGCUUACAAAGGGCAUCAUUACGCCGGUCCCGGGAAUCAUUUUUGGAAAUGUCUGUACCUGUCCGGAUUAACGAAGGAGCAAAUGACGGCGGACGAGGAUUACAAGCUCCUCCAGUCGGGGAUCGGUUUCACCAACAUGGUGCAGCGGCCAACAAAAGGCAGCGCAGAUCUCACGCGUAAAGAAAUAAAAGAAGGUAGUCAAAUUCUCUUAGAAAAAUUACGAAAGUUUAGACCGAAGAUCGCCGUGUUCAAUGGUAAACUGAUCUACGAAGUGUUUUCGGGGAAGAAGGAUUUUCAUUUCGGAAGACAGCCAGAUUGUAUAGAGGGCACGAAUACUCACAUGUGGGUGAUGCCUUCGUCGAGUGCACGGUGUGCUCAGCUGCCGAGAGCCGCAGAUAAAGUGCCAUUUUACGCAGGUUUAAAGAAAUUUCGUGACUAUUUAAACGGUUUAAUUUCUUCAAUCGAAGAAUCAGACAUGGUGUUCUCAGAACCGACACUGAAGGCGUGUUACGAGCCCGAACCUAAACCCGAUCCCGACCUGAUGGAUCUUAGUAAUGCUGUGAUUAAGAAAGAAGAUGGCACUAUCGUACCGUGUAAAAAGAAACGAGGACGGCCUAAAAAAAUUAAAGUCGAAGGUGAAGAACCUCCAAAACCUGUUAUAAGAAAAGCGGCUUCCCAGCACAACUGUGAUUUCCCAAAGAAAAAACGAGGCAGGCCUAAGAAAGUUAAGUUGGAGGACGUGGAUCGUCCGGCUUCGACGGCCCCUCUGGAUAACACUACAUCGACCAAUAUGAAUAAGUGUUACUCGAAUCCGUCGCCUAUACAAUCACCCACGAAUAGUUAUUAUCACUUACCUCCCGAAGUCACACCACCCAAUGGUACUAACAGCUUGUACGCUCCUCAAGUCGCUCCAUCCUAUAGUCAGUCCCCUAGACCCGCUUCCUAUAGUCAAUCCCCACGACCCCCCUACAGUCAGUCCCCUAGACCUCAUUCGCAAUCAUUUACCCAUUCAGAUCUUAGUUCGGAAAUAAGCGCCGCUAUCAGUUCGGAGCAAUUGGGCUCGCCGGCAUCUCCUAGCCUUGGGCCACCCGACUUUGAACCACCGUCAAAUAUGGCGGACGAAACGGAUUGUCGUUUUAGUAGUCCCGCAUCGUCAACACCAAGCGAACAACCACAUUACCCCUACUCUUCGUCAUACAGUAUAGAACCCACGGUGGAUAAUCACUAUCCGGCACCUCGGCAACCUCAAGACAUAGCUUCCAAAAGUUUAUCCGGUUUGGAAUCGCUAGUAGACCAAAUACCUAGCAUCACCGAGGGGGAGGCGACACUGAAUGAAACAUCCGAACAAUUUACUAGUGGACAGUACAACAACCUUAAUUAUAAUAUGCCAGCACGGACAAGUCCCGUGCCUUACAGUUAUCCGACAAGCCCAGGAUACCCCUUAUACCCCACACCGACCUGGAGUGGACAUUAUGAACCUAUGCCGUUGGCCUAUCCACAACUUCCGUAUGCACAGGGUUACGCUCCUAGUUUGCACGUACCUAGCCCCAACUACCCCUAUUACAGUUACCCUCAACCUGCGCCAGCACACCCGCCUGGUUACCCGCCGUACUUGGGCGGCUUCUGAUUGGUUUCCGUCACCGUGUAUUCAUGUUGUGUACCUGUAUCAUAUGUUGAGCUAGUACCUAGCAAGUCUGUGCGCUUCAGUACAGUUGGUUACUUGCAUUUUGACAACAACAAGACUUGCACAGGGUAAAUGGUGAUAUUUUUUUGUCAUAAGUAUUUUCUCUAAACUUUGAAUGUUAGAUAGGCCAAGGGUUUCGUGCAUUAUUCUACAAUGGGAUCUUCGUUGAAUGUGCGUGUUACCUCCGAGUGUGUGAUCAUUGCCACAGACCAAUAUAGCAGUCUUAUCACCUUUAAAAAAACGGUAUCUACGUGUUAUUUAUUAUCAUACGCCUAUCUAUGUACAGAUACGUAAUUACUAUUAUUAAAUACAUAGGCGGCACACAGUUUCCUAAAAUUAGUACCUAAACCAUAAUGUGCUGUGUAUAUUAGUCAAAAAUUUUGGUAUUGAAAGUUCUAUUGGAAAUGUUUUAGCGUUCUUAACUCUGUAUAUAAUUUGGUUUGUUGAAAAAUAUCCUUCCAUCAAUUUAGGGGAAUUUAUGUACAAAUUUAGGACGAGAAGUUUUUUUGUUCAAAUUCGAAAAACGCACUUUUUUCUAUUACCCCUCAAAAAAGAGCUUUAAAUAACACCUGCAUUUCGUGCGUGUGUGUCUUGUGUGUAUGUGUAGAGAAAUUUGGCAAUUUUUUAUUUUGGUUCCGAUCUGGACAGUUCGGAUUACAGUAAACGUAGAAAAUUAUUAGCCAAAAAAAGAACUCAGGAAAUUAGUCCUCUUUACGCUCCUUUUAAUUUAGUUACUUUAUCCCAGUGCAAAAAGUGCACGUCAACUCGUGAGAAUAUUUUCCUGAUCGUUGUACUCAUUAUUUAUUUCGUAACGAGAAUUUACUUUUAGUUAAGUGGCGUGCGGUAGAUGUCGCUACAGGUUUGUCGCGCUUCAAUUUUAUUUUGUGAUACAUAAGCAAUUUAGAAUUAGAUUUAUUUACGAGAAGAAUGUGAUUUAGUUUUUCGCAACUGGACAUGUUAAGGCAACGCUGUAUCUCUAUAGAUAAUGAAGUGUUUUUUAUUGUUCUAAGUUACUCUGUAGAAAAUCAAAUUAAUAAAAAUGUUAAAGCGAAAUAGAACUGAUUUGUAUUUUCACUGUGGCUUGUAUUAUCUGUAGAGAUAAUCACAGAUGCCUUACAGCAGAGAGUGUAAAUCAUUUUCCAAUUUCCAACAAUUUGUUUUUGAAAGGAGUGACCCAUUAGUUAUGAAAAUUCAUAUUUGCUGCAUGAAACGGAGGGCUUCUCAUAGUCUUAAAAGUACUCAUAACCCUAAUAAAAAAAUAACCGCAAUUUGUACAAGUUUCGCAUCAAAUGGAUUAAUAAUAACAAACGCACAUAAUAGAGUGCCCACAUUUUUGGGUUUUCCGUGCUACAUUUAAGUUUAGAGCCGAAUCAAAAGUCUCAAUAAAUUUUAGUAUGUUGUCCUUUCCUAACGGGCGUUUUUAGAAAUUUAUUUAUCCGUGCUUUAUCCAGUUCUAUGAUAAUUUGCAAAAUGAAACAUUUUAUCUUCGCUGUAAUAAUCAAUGAAAUUAGGUCAGUUUUUAAAAAUUGCAAUGUACUUAAUUAAAAAUUGCUUUACAAAAAAGUAAAAGGAAUGGUUUACUGAUAUUACAGCAGACUUGGUGGAAGUAUGGCAUUCUCAAAAAAAAUUAUUUUGGCAAUAAAAUUCUCACUGCCUUUUAGGACAUAGGAAAAUUUGGUCCCAUUUGGUUAGUUGGCUUUCUUUUGAUUGAACGCUUUAAGAUUAAGUGUACUGUGGAAAACCCUAGAAAUCACUUCGUUAUUUGUGCGCCUUUCAUUUGAUAUAAAGCCGAUACAAAAUUGAUGAAUUGUUGAAAUUUAAAACUGGAAAAUGAUUGCGUCGAUCACUUACGAAUGAAGAUUUAGAAAGACGAGCUUGAUAAUCCUGUAGCGAGAAUUUGUGUUUUGUUUGCGUUCGUUUUCGACGUUCUCGAAGGACUCCUUAAGUUUUAGUUCUAGUCAUUUAUGAUAACUAUUAAUGAAAUGUACAGGGUGGUCCAUUUUCUAUAAAUGGCUAUUUAGGUUAGUAAGCAAGAUAUCGAGUUCUGUUUAGUGGUUUUCAAAUAAGCCAUGUUAUAUUUAUAAGAAUAUUUUUAUUUUUGUUUUAUAUAAAAAUAUAUAUGGACGUGAUAUAGCGGAAAUUCAUUAUUAUUCCUAAUGAAAAGGAGGGGGUGCGCGAGUUGCAAUAUUUCCAUUAAUACAACUUAAGCGAUGCAGAAUUACUUUUUUUUUGUAAUUGUCCGAGCAGAAUUUAUUGUCGAUCACACAGAAUUGAACGGUGUUGAUAUUACAACCGUGCGUACGAAGGUGAUGAAUCUGCUUGCUUGUCUGUGUCAUCGUUUUUAGUUGUAGUUAGAAUAAACGUUCAUUUCAAUAAACAUUUGUUAUAGCUCUUGAA